Silurus meridionalis is the source of this 1322-nucleotide messenger RNA. It is a transcript of the gene myoz2b, whose product is annotated as myozenin 2b. Gene Ontology annotation, cellular component: Z disc; actin cytoskeleton. Gene Ontology annotation, molecular function: actin binding; FATZ binding; telethonin binding. Bases 159 to 914 code for a protein of 251 amino acids. The record is from RefSeq and is a predicted model, not a curated record. The transcript is spliced from 6 exons. NCBI's taxonomy places the organism in Eukaryota, Metazoa, Chordata, Actinopteri, Siluriformes, Siluridae.
CACACACACACACACACACACACACACACACACUCCCCCAGCACUGAGUGCUGAUUGUAGAACAGAGGAGAAAGAAGUUUGUGUGUGAAUCAGACUUUGAGGUGACCUGACUUCAGACACACUCACACACACACACACAGCUCGUCCCAAACCUCAUCAUGUCACGAUUCAGCACACUCUCAGCUCAAGAGAGAAAGAAGCAAGCAGCGGCCAUUUGCAGUGAAAUCCACGGCACAGCUAAUGGUGAUACGAUGGAUCUGGGGAAGAAGCUCUCUGUCCCUAAAGACAUCAUGCUGGAGGAACUGUCUCUUCUCUCCAACCGAGGAUCACGUCUCUUUAAAAUGCGCCAGCGUCGCUCCGAUAAGUACACCUAUGAGAGCAUCCAGAACGACGCUAACGCUGUCUUUAAUAAUGAAUAUCAGACUGUGGGUGAGAAUGCAGAGAACCAAACUCCAAAUGCUCCAGAUACCAGAAACCCAGCGAACCCUGAAGAGAUCGCACCAGGUUAUGGAGGUCCAUUGAAGGACGUUCCUCCGGAAAGGUUUAACACCACCGCUCUGCCUAAAUCCUACCACUCCCCUUGGGAGGAGGCCAUCAUCAACGACCCGGAUCUGGCCCAAACGCUGAAGCUCCAGAUGCCAGCUCCAGAACCCAGAGCCGAGAUACCAGACUACAAGAGCUUUAACAGGGUGGCCACGCCGUACGGAGGUUUUGAAAAAGCUCCUCGAGGAAUCACCUUCAAGGUUUCGGAGAUAGACCUGAACCCCCCGAGGUACCCGGAGCUGCAGGACCCCACGAUCAAGCGACCCAGCUUCAACCGCAUGGCUCAGGGCUGGAUCUCCGACGGAACUCCUCUUAUCUUCCCUACUAUUUCCGUCGAGCAGCUGGAGAUCCCCGAGUCUGACGACCUGUAAACACUCAACACAGCUGAGUGCGACAGAGCUGAUGUUCACCUCCAUUUAAUACCAUCCAUCAGCUUUACACCACUCAGGUCCUGCCCAGAGAACCAACAUCUGGAGCUCCAUAAUAUCUGUUCUACAAUCAUAGCUGAUUCAGUCAACAUUCAUCUCCAAACAUCUCCACACACCUGACCUACAGGAAACCUGCUCCAACAACAUACACAAGAUAAAAAGAAUCAAAAGUCUCCACAUAAAAUUCUAUUUUUUAAAAUGAUUUAAAUAAUAAUUCAAAUGUAAUAAUUUAUAUUUAAUUCACGUGAAUAAUAAUAAUACAUUUACAAUAAAGGAAUUUACAGCUUGUGUGAAUUUGAGAUGUGCCGAUCUGUUCAAAUCACAACGAUUCAAUAAAUAAUUUUCAUUUCA